AUGAAUAAAGGAUAUAUUAAGAUUGCUUUAGCACUUUUAAGUGUAGCUGGAUAUAUGCAAAAUAUGGCAUUUGCAAGCGAUUCUACUCCAAGCCCCAAUUCUUCAAAUGAAGAAACUAUACAACAAUUAUCUAUCAACCCUGAAGAAGCUAAACAAGCAUCAGUUAUUAUAUCUGAAGCUUUAGCUCUUGCACAAAAACAUGCCGAACAUACAAAUGAUUACAAGGAAUAUUCUAAGGAAGAUGGAGCAGUUCUACAUUUUAAGAGCGUAAACGGUACCGAAAUUGGAAAGCUUGAACUUACAAUCCCCAACCCCGAUAGUUAUAAUGAUGUAGUAAACAUGUUAUGGGAUCCCAAUGGCGCAAAGAACUUUGAUGAUAAAUUCAUUAAAGGACACCUUGCUCGAAUAUACGAUCCAAAUUUAGUAAUUAUACAACAACGUUACAAAAGUCUUAUUAGGUCAUGGCAAAGAUAUUAUCAUGCAUUAGCCAACAAAGUUGAAUUAUCAAAAGAAAAAACUGCAAUAGUCUUGGUUUCAUCAGAUAUGAAUGAUCAUGAUGGUGGAAAAAAUAAAAAAUAUGUAAAUCCUAUUGUAGAAAGCGCAAACUCAUUCAAACCUGAUAUAGAUUCUGAAGAAGAUAUUAGAAAUGGAGAUUUAUACAAAAUGUUUGUUCACUUAAUAACAUUUUUCGUUGAAAAACACGCUGAUUGCGUUAAAGUUACCUACAUUAGCUCUAUUGAUCCAAAUGCUCCUUACCUUGCACCAGCAAGCCUUAUUAAAAAAAUUUUAGUCAAAAAAAUUAAUAAUUUUAUCAAAUUAAAGGAAAUUUUUAAAAAGUAA
Molecule: messenger RNA, 840 nt
Organism: Plasmodium yoelii
Lineage: Eukaryota; Apicomplexa; Aconoidasida; Haemosporida; Plasmodiidae
Product: fam-a protein
Exons: 6
Coding region: 1-840 (279 amino acids)
Source: RefSeq, a predicted model, not a curated record